Messenger RNA from Gongylonema pulchrum, 201 nucleotides. The record is from the annotation of a GenBank genome assembly. NCBI's taxonomy places the organism in Eukaryota, Metazoa, Nematoda, Chromadorea, Rhabditida, Gongylonematidae.
GAAGGAGCGGAAACGUUGUUCUUGAAAUAUGACGGAGCGAAUGUGAAUGAGAGCCAGAGAACACAGCAGCUACAGUUACGAAUGUCGCUUUGGCACGACGUGGUGUCCGGCUUCAAUAGCUAUUUCCAUGGGCAAGUGCGCAUUGCUGUUGGCGAUGACACUGAGAAACAGGAAACAAGCGGACCUCACUGUUCAUUUUAA